AUGGCCAAUCAUAAAUAUAAGAAGUACUGUAACAUACCUACUACAGGUUCUCCUGAUACUGGCACUGUUGCUUUAAGCACUCCUGGAAUUGAUUCUAUAUAUUAUGGGACAAUUCAGGUAGGGACUCCAGGUCAGACCGUCAGAUUAAACUUUGAUACUGGCUCGGCAGAUUUUUGGUUUGCCUCUUCUCUUUGUAUUAGCUGUAAUGUUGGAACAGAAAGAUUUGAUCCUUUUAAGUCAAGUACCUAUGUACCAACCAAUCUUACAUGGUCAAUAGCUUAUGGUGACACAUCAAUGGCCAGUGGAAUUAUUGGCUAUGAUACUGUUAAUAUCAGUGGACUUUUAAUCAGCAACCAAGGAGUUGAAUUAGCUUCUAAUGCUUUUGUUAUCAUUGGGGACUAUCCAGCGGAUGGCUUUCUUGGACUUGCAUUUAGCUCUGAUGCAACAAUUAAGGGUUUUCAGACACCCAUGGAUAACCUGAUCAGCCAAGGUCUGAUUAGUAAGCCGUUAUUUGGUGUGUUUCUUGGGAAACAGUCUAAUGGAGGCGGCGGCGAAAUUGUAUUCGGUGGAUACAAUCCUGCUCACGUUAAUGGUCAUCUAAAACAUGCUCCUGUUAAUAACACUCGUGGUCUGUGGGAAAUUGAAAUUGAUGGCAUACAUAUUGGAGACAAUUGCUUACUAUAUAACUCCAGCUAUCUCUCAGGUGUACUUGACACUGGUACAACUCUCGUUCUGUUCCCACAAUAUGUAGCUAAUGAAGUGGCUAGGGCUUAUAAUGCCACUGAAAAAGAUGACGGAAGUGGCACAUAUAUUAUUAAUUGCGAUGUUUCAAGUUUUUCUCCUCUUGUCUUUAGCAUUAGUGGCACAGAAUUUAAGAUUCCAUCCGAAGAUCUUGUCUUUGAGGAUGCUGACUCUGUUUGUACUGCCGGAUUUGGCUAUUUUAAUGCCCAGUUUACUAUACUGGGAGAUGUUUUUCUGAAGAAUAACUAUGUAAUAUUUGAUUUAGAAGAGCCUGGUGUUCUUAUUGCACCAUCCAAAUAA
Phycomyces blakesleeanus NRRL 1555(-) is the source of this 1041-nucleotide messenger RNA. RefSeq lists its product as hypothetical. The transcript has 4 exons. Gene Ontology annotation, biological process: proteolysis. Lineage: Eukaryota; Fungi; Mucoromycota; Mucoromycetes; Mucorales; Phycomycetaceae. Bases 1 to 1041 code for a protein of 346 amino acids. The record is from RefSeq and is a predicted model, not a curated record. Gene Ontology annotation, molecular function: aspartic-type endopeptidase activity.